Messenger RNA from Oncorhynchus tshawytscha (Chinook salmon), 5155 nucleotides. RefSeq lists its product as uncharacterized. Gene Ontology annotation, molecular function: DNA-binding transcription factor activity, RNA polymerase II-specific; RNA polymerase II transcription regulatory region sequence-specific DNA binding. The record is from RefSeq and is a predicted model, not a curated record. Lineage: Eukaryota; Metazoa; Chordata; Actinopteri; Salmoniformes; Salmonidae. Bases 275 to 4246 code for a protein of 1323 amino acids. Gene Ontology annotation, cellular component: nucleus. Gene Ontology annotation, biological process: regulation of transcription by RNA polymerase II. The transcript is spliced from 4 exons.
CGGAAGCAAAUCGGUCACGGUUUGUAAGUGAUUCAAUUACAGCAAAUUGUGUGUUACAAAAUAAAUUAAACAUACGUUUUAACCCAUAUUUAGGCGAGAUAGUAACCUUGUGCAACAAGCGUUAUACAGUAUCAUAGAUCAGUCACAUAAUAUAGUUUCUGGAUACUUUUCGGACAGUGAAGAGCGCAUGCCUCCACCGCCACAAGGUGUUUCUGUCCAGGUGGAGCUUCUGAAAAUUAGCCAUCUUCACUGUUGCAAUCAGAACUGAGGUACCAUGUCAGACUUCACCAUUGAUAUCCAGCUGACAGAACUAGGGUUCCCUGACAUCUUGCAGCCCAGAGAAAUUACCUGUGUGAAGGAAACACCAUCGCCUUCGGCCUCUAACAAUAUUUCCCCUGGAUCCCUGGCUAACCUCCAAAUCCCCAGUUCCUCGCCGCCUCCUGCUGCGCUCACCCCCACAGCUGUGGACCCAGAACUGGUCGGUGUAGAACAGCUGGUUUCUGUAGCCUCAAGGACUCCUUCUACAGUACAGCAGGUUGCCUCACAGACAGGCCCUCACAUUACAGUAACCCCAAGUCCCUCUGGGCCCCCUGAGACACUGACAAUACUCUGCCCACCCCCUCCUUCUACACACAAACCGGUGGUAGUGGCACACACUUCACGGCCUGUUAGUCCCAUAUUGCUACCCAAGAGUAUAGUAAGUGGUCAAAGCAAUAGCCUUCACCAAACCCCCAAAAUAACUAAAACUGUCUUGAUAUCUGUGUCUCGUGUUGGAGCUGGUACUGUGUUGACUACUGUACCAGCUCCUUCCACUUCCCCUGUUGAACACUCAAGAACCAUUAAGAAUGAUUCCAAGCUGCCACUGGCAGAACAGACUGCAAUGUUUCAGACCACUCCAAAACCUGUAAACACAGGGAAGCCAGGAAGGGUGGUCGCUGAGGAAGAAGAACCAGGAGAAAAUAUUGGAGAGGGAAUAGGAGGGAAAGAUGUUUUCGAUGAUGGGAAAGUGCAAGGACUGAAAGAGAAAGAAGCAGAAGUUGCAAAGAGUUUAGAGGAGGAUUCUGAGGAAACAGAUGACAGUGAGGUUUCUGAAAAUGAGGAUGAUGAUGAAGAGGAGGAGGAGGAGGACGAACUGGACCCAGAAGCAGAGCCUGGAGGUUCAGGCGAACACCGCUGUAGCGUCUGUGAUCUCGUCCUUUCCUCCAACUUCCAGCUCCAGGAGCACAUGAACCUGCACACAGGGGCACGCCCCUACUGCUGUGCCGAGUGUGGCAAGCGCUUCUGUCAGCUGGCCAACUACCGCUCCCACCUGCGUACACACGCCCAGCCCCAGACCUCAGUCCCACCCGUACAGCUCCGCUGCCGUGUUUGCCUGAAGGGCUUCGAUUCUGAGCAGGGUUUGAAGGACCACCUAGCCAAGUCCCACUUUGAGAAGGAGUUCUAUGAGUGUGACGCAUGCAAGCGCAUCUUCACCUGCCUGACCAAGUGUGAGGAGCACCUGGAGGAGCACAAGCGUGAGCUGGCGGACCACGUGUGUCUGCAGUGCUGCCGCCGCUUCCGCCUGCGCCGCUCUCUCCGCCGCCACAAGGAGCGGGGCUGUGUCCGCAGCUAUCGCUGCACUGACUGCCCCAUGAACUUCAGCCGCAAGAAUGCCCUCCUCAAGCACAGCUUCUCCCACCUGGGCCUGCUGCCUUACACCUGCAUCCAGUGCCGUGCACAUUUCCGCCUGGCCAGGCUGUACCGUAAGCACGAGUGUGAGCCGGAGCGGCUCCACUGCGUGGCAUGCCUGGGCGUCUUUCAGAGCCACAACGACUUCCAGAGGCACAAGAGGGAGACGGGCUGCUGGGGCCAGCAGGGGACCAAGGGGGAUGAGAUCCGCUGUAUGGAGUGUGGCCAGGCCUUCUCCACGGCUGACGAGCUGAAGAAUCACGCCGGGGCCCACCAGAGGGUUAUGACCUGCUCCGAGUGCGGCAAGGGCUUCCGCUCGGCCUUGAUGCUGAUGUCACACAUGGGGGGCCACGCAGGGUCGAGGCCUUGUCUGUGUAAGAACUGUGGCCUGGGCUUCCCUCACCAGCAGGGUUACGAGAGCCACCUCAAGGACUGUGGACGCAAACACACUCCUGUGAUGGCUCCAAAGAAACCACGGAAGGACGCACCUGCCGCUCCUUCCAAACCGCUAGCCCAGCUCGCUCCAAGUUAUCUCCCUGUCUCUGCUCCUGUGAAGAAACCAGCGAGACAAGCGUCAGCACCACUUUCUACCCCAGUGAGAAUGCCAGGCUCUGCCCCUGCCAGAGUCACUAUGGGAGUCUCUGCUUCUACCCCAGUGAGAAUGCCAGGCUCUGCCCCUGCCAGAGUCACUAUGGGAGUCUCUGCUUCUACCCCAGUGAGAAUGCCAGGCUCUGCCCCUGCCAGAGUUACUAUGGGAGUCUCUGCUUCUACCCCAGUGAGAAUGCCAGGCUCUGCCCCUGCCAGAGUCACUAUGGGAGUCUCUGCUUCUACCCCAGUGAGAAUGCCAGGCUCUGCCCCUGCCGGAGUCACAAUGGGAAUCCCUAACACCACCGCUGUCCGUGUGGUGAGCCCUGACCAACCCACCAAGGGUCUGUGGAAGCUCAGCCUGGACAAACAGCCUCCUCCUGGGGUGUCCUUGGUCAUGUUUGUCCCUGCCAACACCCCUCUGGCCUCUGGCCUCUCUGGCCCAUCCUCCACCCCCCAGCUCCCAGCUCUCUCAGGCACCCAGUCCCAGUGGAAGGUAUUCAACCCAGCACCAAAUCCAGGAGCCCCUCCUCCGGUGCUGUGCCAGUCCAGCUUCACCUCUGAGCCGGGCCUGAGCCUCAUAGCAGAGGCAAACCGGCGCUACUCCUCUGAUGCCCCGCUGGAUCUGGCCUUAAAGACAACUUACUACGUACAGGAGCCUGCUAAUUUACUACCUCUUGAUCUGUCUAACAAGUCGACUUGCUCCACUCCUCCUGCUAACCUUGUAGUCAAGACUGAACCGAGAGACCCUGGGUUUGCAGAGGAGACUGAGGAAGAAGUAUUCACAAGUUUAACAGGUGAUAAAAAGGGGAUAGUCUUUCAGAGUAAGAGGGAGCCAGGGGAGGAUUCUAAGAUGGAGGCUAUGGCUCAGAAGGGGGGAAAUAGAGAAGGGAGAGGAGAUGAAGACAGGCAAAAUGACAGCAGAGAUGAUGGAACAGCUCAGUCUCAAAUGAAGAAGGCACCAAAGCCGGGAGUCCCGUCAACACUGCGGCUCCUGACCGCCAAACAGACAGAACCUUUGAAGAACACUGCCAAAGUGGAUCAAGUGAAUCAGCUGAAAAUCGAGUCAGUCAGCUCUUUGCACUCCAAAAUGCUUCGGGGCUUAGUCCAUAUAAAGCAGGAACCACUGUCUCUAGAGCCUGACAGUGGAACACAGAGCUCAGACUUCUGUUCGUACAGCCCGCUGACAGCAUUGAAGAGGAAGAUGGAGCCAGACGUGGGGCUGGACUUGAGAUGGGAUGGGGGCACCCCAGGCUGUGUGCUCGACUUGAGGUUGAAUGGAGGGAACCCAGCCAGUUGUGAUGUGGUGGAGAAAGCAGAGGAGAGGAACAUGGAAGGAGACCGUGUAGAGGAGGAGCUUGAUGGUGGCGAGAAGGAUGGCGCAACAGAGGAGAGGAACAUGGAAGGAGACUGUGUAGAGGAGGAGCUUGAUGGUAGCGAGAAGGAUGGCGCAACAGAGGAGAGGAACAUGGAAGGAGACUGUGUAGAGGAGGAGCUUGAUGGUAGCGAGAAGGAUGGCGCAACAGAGGAGAGGAACAUGGAAGGAGACCGUGUAGAGGAGGAGCUUGAUGGUGGCGAGAAGGAUGGCGCAACAGAGGAGAGGAACAUGGAAGGAGACCGUGUAGAGGAGGAGCUUGAUGGUAGCGAGAAGGAUGGCGCAACAGAGGAGAGGAAAGCAGAUAUGGAUGGAUCGGAGGAGAGGAAAGAGCAGAAGGAUGGAUCGGAGGAGAGGAAAGUGGAUAAGGCUGGAUCGGAGGAGAGGAAAGCGGAUAAGGAUGGAUCGAAGGAGAAGGAUGGAACCGAAGAGAGGAAAGGGGAGGAGGAUGGAAUGGAGGAGACUGACGCCCCUGUUGAUGAACCCACAGCCCAUAACCCAGAGACACAGCUCCCCUCCUCUCCCAUCCCCUCUCCUCCCUCCUCACCACCAUGUAAAAGACGAAGGUCACUAAGGACAAGGGAAAAGCCUAGAGCCCUACGUGACUGUUUAUUAUAAGGGCAGUACUUUAGACAGAGUGAAAAAUGGGAUUGCUGACAACAAUGUUAAUUAGGCUGCCUUUUAAUGGCCCGAGAAACAGAGGAAAACAUAACCAAGCUUACUGUAAAACAAUUCAUACUAGGCUUGUUAUUAAAUUAUAAUAGCAACACAUUUUGUGGAUUAGUGGUGAUUUUUAUAAACCAUGCCUCUACAUGAAUUUGCCCUCUGGAUUUGGUUGCUUUCCUGUAUUCCAAUUAUUUUUUCUUAGCUAUUGAAGACUUACUAUGUCUAUGUUUAAUGUACCUGCUAGUGUUUAGUGAGCUAGUCAACAACCCUUGUUGUUAGCUGCUUACUGUGUGGCAAGAGAUUGAGAUUAGGGUAAAUAGUGGCUAUUGUUUUCGAUGUUACAGUAGUUGCGUAUGUUGGCAAUAGGAUCAUGCACUUCUUCCAGUGUUACCGCACACCUUUCCAAACACUCCAUAUCUAUUUGACUAUACCAACAUAAUUUAUUUGUUUUUUUUGUUAUAGGUUGUCAAGUUAGUCUUCACUUGAAUGUCAUUGUAAUUUUUGUCGUUUCUAUUCUAUAUAAGCUGCCGUAUGGGACUUCAGUCGCCAAGGUUUCUUAUUCAGGUACUGAUGGGGAACGUUUGGGAGCCAGGAUUUAAUGUACUGUCAACUUUCUGAGAAAUGUUUCUCAACAGCUCGGUUUUUGUUUGAUUUGAGUUCCAUAAUGGGUAUAAUAUGCAAGAAAAUGUAUGUGCUGUCCAAUUAUAAUGUUAAAUUGACAUGUAUAUCUUUUUCUAUCACGUUGAAUGUCUUACCCCAAAUUCAACUGAAUGGUUGCCGUGUUUUGUAGAGUUUCAAAUAUUCUGUUCUGAAAUUGGGAUCUUAAAGGAUACAAAUAAAGAUCAACGUGUCGGAAUGGUA